AUGACACCGGCAGCUCGACUCACCCUCAAGGGCAUGCCACACACCAUGGACCCAGAUGAGCACAUUCGCGUCUUGCUCGCCACUUCGGUUGAGGAUAUCAGCUUUGGCGAAGAAUUGCUGUUUGAGAGCGAGGGAGAUUCGCGUCCGUCGAGAUUCGUAUUCGCCCAACUGCCCUCGGGACAAUUCGUUAUUGCUGGCCGGGAGAACGGCGUUGUGGGGAAUUUCUUCGAGUACGUGGUGCUGGGAGACGACACGAGGAUAGUCGCCUUUCAGGUCCUCCGCACGGUCAAGUGGAAGACAGGAGAAAGUUGGUAUUACGCCCAAUUCGUGACGGAUGCAGAUUUCUUCUCCUGCAUCUCUUGUUUCUCGGCGAUCAGCGACCGUCAGGAAGCACAGGAAGACCGCGCAACCCAGGAAGUCGUACGUCUGGAGGGUUCGCUUGCCAAGACUCUAGGGGGUCCCACGAACACAACGCCCCGCGAUUACGGUAAUCAUGAUGGUAAACAGACGCUUGACGAAGUGCACGACGGCUCCGAUGGGAGGAACACCUCCGACUGUUCCGACCAAAUACUCUUUCCGUAUUUGGGACCCGUGCUCUUUGGCGCGGCCAUUGGAAUUAUGCUGGGAUGUCUCAUGGGAAAGAAAUGA
Messenger RNA from Fomitopsis serialis, 648 nucleotides. RefSeq lists its product as uncharacterized. The coding region runs from base 1 to 648 and encodes 215 amino acids. The record is from RefSeq and is a predicted model, not a curated record. The transcript is spliced from 4 exons. Lineage: Eukaryota; Fungi; Basidiomycota; Agaricomycetes; Polyporales; Fomitopsidaceae.